Cavenderia fasciculata is the source of this 408-nucleotide messenger RNA. It is a transcript of the gene mrps17, whose product is annotated as ribosomal protein S17. Gene Ontology annotation, biological process: translation. The transcript has a single exon. NCBI's taxonomy places the organism in Eukaryota, Evosea, Eumycetozoa, Acytosteliales, Cavenderiaceae. Gene Ontology annotation, cellular component: ribosome; mitochondrion. The record is from RefSeq and is a predicted model, not a curated record. The coding region runs from base 1 to 408 and encodes 135 amino acids. Gene Ontology annotation, molecular function: structural constituent of ribosome.
AUGAUAUCAAAAGUGAUGGAUAUUUUAGGAAGAGGUAGAAAGAUCCUCAGAGGUACUAUUAUCUCUAAACAUCAUACUAAAACAGCGAUGGUUGAAGUACCAACCGUCUUUUUCGAUGCCACUAAAUAUUCAUGUGUCACCACUAGAAAGACUAAAUACAUGAUCGACGAUCCAGAAGACAAGUGCAUCGUCGGUGAUUUUGUUCAAAUCGUACCAUGUGCACCAGUCUCAAAGAGAAAGACACACACCCUUUUAAAGAUCACCAAACGUCCAUUGACUACAGAAUUCAUCCUCCAAAAUCCACACUUCAAGGUUACCAAUCGUGAAGUCACCGAACAAAAGACUGCCAAUAAGAUUAAAUACAUUCCAAUCGAUGAACUCGUUAGACAAAAGGAAAAGGAUCAAUAA